Molecule: messenger RNA, 1143 nt
Organism: Meloidogyne enterolobii
Lineage: Eukaryota; Metazoa; Nematoda; Chromadorea; Rhabditida; Meloidogynidae
Source: the annotation of a GenBank genome assembly
UGGAAUUCUUAAAGGGCUCUUAUUAUAACAAAACCUUUUUCUUGACAAAAAUACACAUUUUUCCCCCAUAUUGCACUCCUUUAUCCUUAAAUAUUUUUUUUCUAAAUUUUAUCACAAAUUUUGUUUUUAAUUAUAGAAAUGAAUGAAUUAGAAGGGGGAUGCAUAAUCAACACAUCAACUAGAACAGCAAUUCUAAUAGAACAUGAAGAUCCCGAUUCCCGUGAUUCUGGUAUUUCAAUUUCCUCUGGCUCAUCCGGCACGUCUUCUUUUUCUGAUGCUUCCAAUCAGGCAGUUUUAUGUCGCAUUUCUAAAGAAGUAUGGGAUUCUCCUGAUGAAUGCAAGAAUUACUCCUUGCCAGCGGUUAAAAAUCCUCAUAAACAUGGUCCUGCAUAUCGAAGUAUUGGCUCAGAAACGCUUUCUUUUUUGUUGGAAUCACUUUCUGAAGAGGAAUUUUUGUCGAAUUAUGUGCUCAUAGAUUGCCGAUAUCCUUUUGAAUUCAAUGCUGGACAUAUUAAGUAUUCUGUGAAUGCCUACAAUCUAGACGACGUCAUUUCUUUAUUUUUUCCAAAACAAAAAGGUCAAUUCAACGAAGCUAAACGACGCAUUCCUAUCUUCUAUUGUGAAUACUCAUCAGUGAGGGGUCCAAAUAUGGCUGCGGCACUUCGCCAACAUGAUCGUAUUCUAAAUGAACAUCGGUAUCCAUACAUUGACUACAAUGAAAUCUACCUACUUGAUCGAGGCUAUCAGCAAUUUUUUAAAGAUCCGAGAUUCGCAAAAUUCUGUUUUCCACAAUCAUAUGUUGAAAUGAAGGAUGAAAAAUAUGUAAAAGAGCUCGUCAACUAUGACGCUCAUCUUAAACGUGCCAGGAAACGGAUGAAACGUCCUCAGUUGUUAUAUACCCCCUCUAGUCACAGGCGAGUUUCUUCUCUUCCUUUUCUCUCUAAAAAUUUAAAAAAUUAGUUGAAAAAAUUAAAUUAUCUCUAUUUUUUGUAAAGAAUUUAAAAACCUCCUCCUCCAAUUUUUCUUUUAUUUUUCCGUUUCCUUUUUUUCUGUUGUAAAGUAUAUUGUAUGAAAAAAUAUUGUCCAAAAUUUAUUUUACUCCAAAAUUUAUUCUAUUGUAAAAGAAUUGAAAGAAGAAAAAAC